Molecule: messenger RNA, 1607 nt
Organism: Malaya genurostris
Lineage: Eukaryota; Metazoa; Arthropoda; Insecta; Diptera; Culicidae
Exons: 4
Coding region: 413-703 (96 amino acids)
Source: RefSeq, a predicted model, not a curated record
AACAUUGUCUCCCGGUCUCUAGUCUCAGCAUCGCUGCCUUGUAAAGUGUUUGACAUUUCAAACCCGUGUGUGCUCUUUUUUAUUUUCACUAAUAGAUUACAGUUCAUCUGUCCUCCCACACCACAUCCAUACUCUAUCAUCAACAAGUUGCUUUUGACCGUAGGCAAACUCCGUCGUAGAAUCCGGAACAGAGUGCUUGGGCCAAAGCGGAUUGUUAAUCAUCUUCAACUGGCCGUACUUCUGGCCGCGACUAUCUUCUCAAGUGUACUCUCUAUUAUAUACUUUCCUCGUAUUUCCUUUUCCGAGCAUCCAAUCUCCGGUUUCCGCUGCGGGAAAGCUAUCCUCAAGCCGACGGAUCUCGUGAAAUAAUAAUACGCAACCUAGAAACCGACCCUGCCGUGUGAAUGAGAAAAUGAAUAAGAUAUGGGUUGCCUUCGCAGUGUUCGGUGCAAUAUCCAUUUUGCCUGCUAAUGGCCGUAUCGUGAAGCGUAGCUACUCUGACCAAAGCGUUCGCGGGUACCUGACGGAGCGAACCUGUUGGUGGAACGAAGUCUGCAAAGAAGAAUUCCAACAGCUCUUCCGAUGUAAAUGCCCUCAGUGGUCCUAUUGCAGGUCACCCGGUCGCUAUUACAACGCUUAUUGCUCCAUGACCAACACCGGUUACAUAUGGACACAACCCACGUGGGACUGGGAAACUGCCUAACAUAUCCUGCUCAUCAUCGUUAUACACCAACUGGUGGCGCUUUGCGGCUUCCAAAAUGAGAAAAAACAUUUCGUGUUAUAUUAGGAAAUUCCUGGUUGUACCAAGUUCGGUUAAAGUGACAUCACUCAUCGUUUCGUCAUCAGUGACCAAGCAUGAGCAGCAAGGACAUCCAUAGAGACCAAAUAUUUUGUAUAAAUAGAUUUAUAUAGCCAGUUAUACCAGUACUCGACCAAGCCAUAGGCUAGUGUGUUUUACAUCGAUUUUUUCUUUUGUUUUCGUCGAACCAUGUUUUAAGUGUACCAGAUUGCAACAAAUAGAACUCGGAACAGUCAUUUUUUUCUCGAAAACAACUUAAUUCAACUUAAAUAAUAUGGAAAUAUUACCAUCACACUCCAAUGCAUCAUGAGAGGAAAACACCAUAUCAAAGGUUUGAUUUUUUUUUAAACUACUGACAUCACCCAUGUCAUGUUUUUAUUCCAUAUAUUACACGUUCAAACCUCAAACUCAAAUCAAGUAUCAUUGAAUAAAUUAUAUUGAAUCAAAUGUGGCACAUUUUAUGAAAUCAAACUACGUUGACAAAAUUAAUACAAUCUAUUCAGGCUUAUUAACUUAUUCGACCAGCAUGGGACGAUGUUUUAAUUGUGAUUAGCAUAGAUUUCUUGCAGUGAUAUAGAUAGUGGCAAAAUUAAACAGAAAUCAAAAGAUUGUUUGCGAUUGUUUCUAUAUGCAUACAAGUAAAAGAAUGACUCAUAUAUAUACACAUAUAAACACACCAGUAUCUGUUGCAAUUUUUUUGCAAAUAAGAUAAUCAAUACGGAGAAACUUAUUACGCACCUAUACUCAUGCAACAGAUAAUAUAUGAAACUAAUACACAUCAUUUUAAAUAAAAUCUUGAAGCGUUAAA